This is a messenger RNA of Coprinopsis cinerea okayama7#130, 3999 nucleotides long. RefSeq lists its product as hypothetical. The transcript has 5 exons. Bases 1 to 3837 code for a protein of 1278 amino acids. Gene Ontology annotation, molecular function: protein binding. The record is from RefSeq and is a predicted model, not a curated record. Lineage: Eukaryota; Fungi; Basidiomycota; Agaricomycetes; Agaricales; Psathyrellaceae.
AUGGAUAACAACCCUUUCAACAAGCAUGAAGACAUGACUAUGCAACUUGCAGGUAUGCAUCCCAUCGCCAUUGUUCGGGGGACGCUUAAAGAAGUAUCUAUACAAGAAAACGAUGUGCUGGAGGGAACUUUGGUUCUCGUGAAUGAACUACUGGAGUCUGUUACGACGGGUAUGCGGCAAGAUAUCCUCGAAACCGCGAUUACCGUUCUACGAGAGGCCAUCCGCGAAGCUGACGGCGAUAACGACAGAAAGCCUAAGGCUGAGCUUGCCCUGAUCAAAGCGCUAUUAACCCGCUUUGCUUGUCGUGGAUGGGUGGACGAUCUGGACGAAGGAGUGAGAUUGUUGGAAGAUAACACGCGCAUCAAGUGCACUCUCAUCAUGUCGAUGAUGGGUCCCGCGCCCGAGGGAGAUCACUGCUCUGAGUUUGUCACCUUGUCCCUCAACCUUCUUCAUGAAUAUCGACAAUCCAUCGACAAGUCCAGCCUGGAAACUGCCAUCUUUGUUGCUAAUGAAGCCAUUGCGUCGCAUGAUGGCAACGACAAACAACGAGCACAGUUAUCGCUCCGUGCUGGAAAUGCACUGGUGCUGAAGUACCUGUCCUGUGGCGACGAGGACGAUUUGUCUUCGGCCAGGGCAUUGUUUCAUGACGCCAAGGAAGCGUUCGCAACAGGUGAUCCCAUGCUCCACAUUGCCUUUGGCCACCUACAACACGUCGGGUUUGUCAACUUCCUGGAAUGCGGACCUGAGCAACGGGUAAUUGGGCUGCAUGAAAUGGCACAGUAUCAUCAAGCCGCUCAGGCCGAAGAUCAAGAAGGACAGGACGCGUACGUGCUGGGUUCGCGGCUGAUGCAACUUGAAGGAGACAUACUCGGAAUCGAUGAAUCCAUCUUGCAGUUUCGUCGCUCACUUUCCCUCCGGCCUCCACAGCAUCCAAGGCGACACGACACGCUUGCGCAUUAUGCUUUUGCGUUGGGCAAGCGGUUCGCCUGCGCUGGUCGGAUCAAGGAUCUGGAGCAGAGUGUCACUCUUCAUAGAGAAGCGCUUGCUCUCCGUCCUCAAGGCCAUCCCAACCGCGCCAGCUCGCUCAACAACCUUGCGAACGCUCUCUCCACUCGCUUCCAGCACGAAGGUGAUUUCCAGGACCUCGACCAAUGCAUUGCAUUCCACAAGGAAGCGCUUGCUCUCCGUCCUCAAGGGCAUCCAGACCAUGCCGGCUUUCUCAACGACUUCGCCAGCGACCUCUCCACUCGCUUUGGCAUCAAAGGCGACUUCCAGGACCUGGAACAGUGCAUUGUCUUCCACAAGGAAGCGCUGUCUCUCUUUUCUCAAGGGCAUCCAGACCGUGCCAGCUCGCUCAACAACUUGGCCAGCGUCCUCUCCAUUCGUUUCAAAAACAAAGGCGACUUCCAGGACCUUGACCAGUGCAUUGCCUUCCACAAGGAAGCGCUUGCUCUCCGUCCUCAAGGGCAUCCGCACCGUUCCGAGUCGCUCAACAACCUCGCCAACGACCUCUCCACUCGCUUUGACAUCAAAGGCGACUUCCAGGACCUGGAACAGUGCAUUGUCUUCCAUAAGGAAGCGCUCGCUCUCCGUCCUCAAGGGCAUCCAGACCGUGCCAGCUCGCUCAACAACUUGGCCAGCGCCCUCUCCACUCGCUUCGACAACAAAGGCGACUUCAAGGACCUCGACCAGUGCAUUGCGUUCCACAAGGAAGCGCUGUCUCUCAUUUCUCAAGGGCAUCCCGGCCGUUCCGGGUCGCUCAGCAACCUCGCAGGAGCCCUCGCCGCUCGCUUCGACAACAAAGGCGACUUCCAGGACCUGGAACAGUGCAUUGCGUUCCAGAAGGAAGCGCUCGCUCUCCGUCCUCAAGGGCAUCCCGAUCGUGCAAGCUCGCUCAACAAUGUGGCGGCAGCCCUUUUUAAACGUUUCCUGAGCGACAGUAACGUUGAAGCCCUCAAGGCAUGUAUAGUGCAUGGGCGAGAGUAUCUGGCGAUCCUUUCCCACCCUCAUACCUCUCCCGAAGACCAACAUGAUUCCACCCGCACCAUGUGGAAUCACCCAGAUGGACUGCAGGCUGUCAUUCACCUCGUACAGUUUCUCAAAGAGGAGUACAAGAUUUUCAGGGACGACAACACUCUGAACGAGAUUUUCGACCUCCUCAAGUGUGGCGUUCAGUGGUAUGGCGCAUCGCCCGUGGCCAGGUUAUCCCAUGCCCGGCUUUGGGCAUCCUACUGCCGUGAAUUCCAUCGUGCCCACACCGCACUGGAGGCCUAUGGUAAUGGCAUAUCAUCGCUUCCCGUCCUAGCCUCCCUCGACCUCACGCUCGAACAACGUCAGAACGUCCUCGUCCACGCGAAGGAUUUGUCAAAGGAUGCAGUCCAGUGUGCGCUCGAGCAAAAUGAACUCGAAACAGCGCUUGGAUUUCUCUCCACCGCACGGUCUGUCUUUUGGUCUCAAGCUCUUCAAUUACGUGGGUCGUUCGACCGCCUCGACGCUCUCCAUCCGGACCUUGCAUCGGAACUCCGAUCAGCUACUCGCCGGCUGCAGAUGGCGACCGAACAGAAUCCCCAAACUGGCCCAAUACUGUCCGCAAGUACUCCGUACCUUCUUUCUCAAAAGAGGGAAGAAAUCAUCGCAAAGAUCCGAGCCAUCGAAGGCUUUCACGAUUUCAUGCUCCCCCCUUCCCCUGAUGUCCUCAAGACCGCAGCAAGCAAAGGACCGAUUGUCUUUCUGAAUGCGAGUCACUUCGGUUGUGAUGCUCUCAUUCUCAAGGAGGAUGGCCGGCUUCACCGCCUUGACUCACUGCCCACAAACUUGAAGGAGUUGGAGCGUUUGGUAGCGACGGUUCGGAAACUGGCAAUAAGCGUUGGGCGAACCGAUACUGAAGACUACUGUGGACUCGCAGACCGUGCUUGCAGGCCGGCCUACGCCAGAAAGGGUCGAACGAUCGAUAACAAAUUUCGGGAUGUACUGGCAAAACUUUGGAAGAAAGUGGGCAAGCCGGUAAUUUCCGCACUCGGGUUCGAGAAGACCAGCGAACCGCGUCGAAUGUGGUGGUGUCCAACCGGUCUUUUCACCUUCCUUCCCAUCCAUGCUGCGGGCAUUUAUCCAUCCUCACCCUCUUCGGAAUCCAACCGUGACUGCUUAUCCGACUACGUCGUCUCGUCUUAUUGCUCUACUCCCCAGGACCUCAUCGCACCCCCGCCCGAACCCAACCCUGAUUUCAAGAUGCUUGUUGUGAUCGAACCAGAGGGACGUGCAUCGGGGGAAUCCAGCCUUCCAGCGACCAGGAAGGAGCUCGAGAAGAUCGAGUCGCGCAUCCCCAACAGGGGUCGCCUAAUUACCCGCAUUGGUUCAAAGACAACCUCUGCAAAACCCAUUGUGGAAGACAUCAACGCUGCAUCCAUUGUCCACUUUGGCUGCCACGGCAAGCAGAAUUUAUCAAAUCCACUCGACAGCUGCCUGCUACUCAGUGAAAGGCGCUUAACGAUGGCAUCACUCAUUCAGGAAUGUCAGGCCUCGACAGCUGCCCUUGCCUACUUGAGCGCCUGCGAGACUGCCAUGGGCGAUGUAGAACGUCCAGACGAGUCCCUCACUCUGGCUGCCACAAUGCAGUUUGCGGGUUUCCGUAGUGUGGUUGCGACCAUGUGGGUAAUCCACGACACGGACGGCCCCAUCGUAGCCGACGCAUUCUAUCGCCAUCUUUUCCGCCACGGUACUUCGGCCCCGCCAGACAUCACUGACGCAGCAUAUGGACUGCAUCUUGCUGUGAAGGAGUUGCGGGACAAGGGAACGUCUUUCCAUCGCUGGGUUCCUUUUGUUCACCAUGGCAUUUGACUGUGUUUUCUCUUUUUUCGUAAAGUUUGAGCUUUUCUGCUUCGUGUACAGGUAUGGCCGCUACCACAAACUCCUAGCCUAUAGCAUGUCCUAUGAACUUUCCAGCGUCCUACGCAUGUAAACCUAACUACGCGUAUAACAAUAUUAUGAUUUUCGUCCUUC